CCUUCACUUUAUUUUGAUCAUCAUCGAUCAUCGGUCGCCCAUACAUUUGUGCGUCGCAGUCAUCGUACACCGCUUUUUACAACAUUUUUCGGCAAUUGGUGGCUGCCGAUAAUGGUGUUUCUCCACGAGUCAUCUAACGCUACUACUACCCCCAGCCUAUGAUGCGCCAUGUCGAACAGCAGCCACAGCUCCGAUUCGCAGAGGUCAGGGGUCGCAACCACGCAUGUCAGCUUCGUCUGUCAGCGUUGUUGUCAGCCGCUCAAGUUGGACCCGUCCUUCAGUUCGCUGGACAGCCAGACCUACAUUGACCUUACAGCGCCAUUAUUGACGGCCAGUUCAGGCAAGGCCACUCCACUUCUACAGAGCACAGACAGUGCUGAACCGUUUGAGCUCGACAAAAAUGAUGGAGUAUCAAGGAAAAGAAUACAACCUGUCAGGUACCCCUCACAAGACAGUGGCCAAGAAUUCACACUACUUGGUGAAGCAGCCAGCAGUCGUAUGGAGAAUAUCAGCCAUAGAAUCAAGGUUGCCAGUCAGCUGUUUGACAUCAUGUCUGGUCACUCAGAUAUCGACCAUCCACUGUGUGAGGAAUGCACCGACUCCCUGCUGGACCAACUUGACCAGCAGCUGAAGAUCACAGAGGAUGAAUGCAAACAUUACAGAGAGUCUCUAGAGAAACUAACAGACGGUGAAGAUAACGAAGACGAAGCGGUGUUGGAAGCAGAGAUUGAAAUGUUGAAAGCCAACGAAGCUGAACUUGUCAAACAACUUGAGGAGACAGAGUCUGAACGACAGAAGAUCGCCGAAGAGACACAACUGCAGAAGAAAGAGCUGGAACAGCUAGAGGCUGAGGAAGAAAGCUACUGGAAGGAAUAUAACAAGUACAAGCAGCAACUGCUGACCUUAAAGGACGAGCAACGAAGCAUCGACAAUCAGAUGAGGUAUGCACAGACGCAACUCGACCAACUCAGCAAGACGAAUGUCUUCAACGCAACAUUCCACAUAUGGCACAACGGCCAUUUUGGAACCAUCAACAAUUUCCGUCUUGGUCGUUUACCCAGCGUUCCCGUGGACUGGAGCGAGAUCAACGCAGCCUGGGGCCAGACGGUCCUGCUGCUACACUCCCUGGCACAGAAGAUGAAUUUCAAAUUCAAGAGAUAUCGAUUGGUCCCGUGUGGCAACCAUUCCUACCUGGAGUCUCUACAGGACAAGUCUAAGCAGCUACCCCUCCAUGGAUCAGGUGGCUUCCGGUUUUUCUGGGACACGAAGUUUGAUCAGGCCAUGGUAGCCUUCUUGGAUUGCCUCCAGCAACUUGAGGAGGAGGUCGAGAGAGGAGACACCAGCUUCUGUCUGCCUUACAAGAUGUCUGGAGGCAAGAUUGAGGACAAGAGCAACGGUGCUACGUACUCAGUCAAGAUCCAGUUCAAUUCCGAGGAACAGUGGACGAAAGCGCUCAAGUUUAUGCUGACGAACCUGAAGUGGGCUUUAGCCUGGGUGUCAUCACAGUUCACUAAGUGAUCAAGCUUGGUCAAGUUUCUGCCAAUUCUGAAUUACUUGGUUAUGGAAGUGGCAAAUUUAAAGUUUGCAAACAAAAUUGUGUACUAAGUCCUGUAUUUAUGCUUGUCUGGUUGUAGCUUCAUGCUACACUGGUUUGCAAUUAAAUAAGGUAUAUCCAGAAAUGGAAAACCAGAUGAACAUGUCUUGUAAAUUUAAGGACCCGAAUCACAAAUAUAUGCCGAGCUUGUGGGAAUUAUUGAAAAUAUAUUUGUAAAAAAAAUAAACCCCAAACAGUGCUACACUGUUUUAUAUGCGGGUACAAAAAUCGCAGAUCAAAAAUUGGUCUAGUGAUUUUUGAUUCAGUAUAUGUAGAGCUGAUCAAUUUGGCAGUUGGCCAAAUUAAGUCAUUAAUUCUUCUUAAAAAAACCCCAGAAUUUCACUUUUGAAGCAAAUCCUUUACAAAGUGUGUACAUUUAAAAGUGAAGUACGCAGUUUGUAUGGUCUAGUUGCACUUUGCCUCACUAAGCAUUAUCUACACUUUUGAGUGUACAUAAAUUCAGUAACGCGCUUAUUUGACAGAAAUGCAAGGUUUACUUUUCCUGUGCUGAACACUACAGCGUAUGACACAAAUUAUCUAAAUAUUUUUACACCCUUCAACUGGUGAAGAGGAUUUAAGCUCAUCUCUGUUAAAAAAAAAAUCAUUUUGAAAACAGUAAAUCUUUUGUCUUGCAUACUUUCUUGUGAAUAGGUAUAUUUUAGGGAGAAAAAAAUGAAGACAGAUUUCAAGAAAUCAAAUCGAAGUAUUGUAUUGUCUUAAAUGUGUUUUCCUAUUCAUAAAACAGCUGUAUCAAAAGUGAAUAAAUACGAUAUGUAACACUUACACUGAA
Molecule: messenger RNA, 2384 nt
Organism: Patiria miniata (bat star)
Lineage: Eukaryota; Metazoa; Echinodermata; Asteroidea; Valvatida; Asterinidae
Gene: becn1
Product: beclin-1-like
Exons: 12
Coding region: 169-1518 (449 amino acids)
Biological process (GO): autophagosome assembly; late endosome to vacuole transport; cellular response to nitrogen starvation
Cellular component (GO): phagophore assembly site; phosphatidylinositol 3-kinase complex, class III, type I; phosphatidylinositol 3-kinase complex, class III, type II
Source: RefSeq, a predicted model, not a curated record